CGCAUCAACACCAACAGACACUAGACAGAGCGACGAGAUAUUUUGAGUUGAAAUUGGGAUGUUUUUAUUUAAUAUACGCCUUGUCUUGAGAAAGAUAAUAAAUAAUUUUGGUUGAGCAUCAACUAUAUUGAACAAUUAUUAUAAUGGUGGCAAUAUUUAUCAAAAGGCAUAAGAGUAUGAUACGUGUUAGUAUAUUUUUCUUUUGUAUUGGUUGUGGAAUAGCAUUGUGUUUUUUGAGAAUUGACUGUGCUAAUGCUGUGAAUACUGUAACCCCAGUGUUUGCACGGCAAGGUGCGACUAGUGGUAUAGAGUACGCGGUGCUUGUUUUAACCAGCCCUUUGAACGAGGAACGGCGUAAUGUUAUUCGUAGCACCUGGGCAAACUUUGUGUCCAAUAUGUUUGUAGAAAAUGGAGAAAGAUUAUACAAGUGGAACCACAGUUGGACUGGAAAGCGGAGCGACCAUGAUUUCAUCAAAGUGUACUUUGUAGUGGGCACUAAAGGAUUAAGCACUGAGAAGUUAAACAUGUUAAAAACAGAAAGUAUCAGAAGCAAUGAUAUGGUAUUGUUGGAUAACCUGACUGACAAAUAUGAAAAUUUGGCUAUGAAAAUGAAACUAUCUUUUGUAUGGUUCCAUGAAAAUGUAAAGAAUCUAAAGUAUAUUAUUAAAUGUGACGACGACUCCUUUGUUAGAGUAGACCUAAUUGUAAAAGAUUUAGAAGCUUUUGCUCCUCAGAUGAAUUCACAUACUCUCAAUACAUAUAUCUCUAGCCAAGUCAAGCCAAGUAUGACCCAGUAUCAAGGCCUGUAUUGGGGAUAUUUCAAUGGGCAUGCUCGUGUCCAGCUGAAAGGCAAAUGGCAGGAACAAGACUGGUUCUUGUGUGACAAUUAUCUACCAUAUGCACUGGGUGGUGGCUAUGUUGUUUCUCGCAACAUCAUAGACUUUAUUGCCAAAAAUUCAGACUUUCUAAGUUUAUAUCGAUCGGAAGAUAUAUCAAUGGGUGUUUGGACAGCACCAUUGGAUGGAAUCAACCGAGUUCAUGACGUCAGAUUUGACACCGAAUGGAUUUCGCGAGGAUGCCAUAAUUAUAUGUUAGUAAGACAUAAACAGACUACUCAAGAUAUGUUUCAGAUGUACAAAGCUUUGGUGGACUCAAAAGGAGAAAACCUGUGCAAAACUGAAACCAUAGAAAGAGGAGCAUAUGAAUAUAAGUGGAACUCACGCCCUAGUCAAUGUUGUAAUUCACUUCAUCAUUUGUUUAGCAGGAACAAAGAAAAUAGCCCCGGCAACAUGAAAACGUGAAGGAUCAAUUAUUUAUUAUUUAUUAUUGUGUAAGCAGGCAGGCAGUUGUGACAACUGAUAUUGCCUGUAUCCAGUAAUCAUUAAUAGUUAUCGUUGACAAGUAGAUGUAUUGAUGUGUCUGUCUAAUUUAUUUUUAAAUUGGUUCACAUUUUGUGCUGAAACCACAUCUUCGGGGAGUUUGUUCCAAGCCCUCACUACUCGGUUGCUCAGAAAGUGUUUGUAUGGGUUACUGUGGGACCUAUGCCUUUCUAACUUUAAGUGAUGACCUCUCAGACGGGUGUUGUUGUUGCGCUUGAACAUCUCAUGAAAAUCCUUGAGGUCAUAGUGCCCAGACAGUAUUUUGUAUGUUUCUAUUAGGUCUCCACGUUCUCUGC
This is a messenger RNA of Cydia fagiglandana, 1675 nucleotides long. RefSeq names its product beta-1,3-galactosyltransferase 6-like (gene beta3GalTII). The record is from RefSeq and is a predicted model, not a curated record. Gene Ontology annotation, biological process: glycosaminoglycan biosynthetic process. The transcript has 3 exons. Gene Ontology annotation, molecular function: UDP-galactosyltransferase activity. Bases 144 to 1301 code for a protein of 385 amino acids. NCBI's taxonomy places the organism in Eukaryota, Metazoa, Arthropoda, Insecta, Lepidoptera, Tortricidae. Gene Ontology annotation, cellular component: Golgi membrane.